Molecule: messenger RNA, 174 nt
Organism: Gongylonema pulchrum
Lineage: Eukaryota; Metazoa; Nematoda; Chromadorea; Rhabditida; Gongylonematidae
Source: the annotation of a GenBank genome assembly
AUGUCGCGGAUCCAAGAUGCGAAGCCGGAGAAGUGGGAUGAUCUAAGCCGAAUCAACCAUGCCAAGUAUCAACAGUCGCUGCGGAGCAUGCUCUGUAAGUCGCACCAUUCCGCUGUAUCAGCGCAGCGCGACCAACAAUACAGUGCUUUAUUACAACUUUUGCUUCAGAGAUGA